AUGAAGCUCAUGUCGAAAAAUCCCUUAGUGACGAUGGUGCUCACACUCAACUGGGGCUAUCGGGAACCUAGUCUUGUCCGAGCAGUAAUCAUAAAUCAUAUGGUUCGCCCGAACCCACAUCAGCUGGUGGCUCUGGUGCAGGCUCAGCUCAGACAUAAUCGGCUCGUCCCACCAGAACCUGCGGGUCCCACCGCCACUGCACCGUUUGACAUUGUCAGCAGCAGCAACAGAAUCUGGACACUCACAGCCGUCGAUCUCAAAGCCCUUGUACGAGGCCACGAAAGGGGCAUGGGCCCAAUUGGUCUUGAUAAGCCCACCUUGUGUGGCCCAAUCGUCGGCAUUCCAAAUAGAGCUGUAGAUGCCCAUGGCUUGGUCCUUUGGGUAUGGUAUGCCCUUGUGCUCCAAGUUCGAGUGGACUCGGACGGGCGUCUCAAGGGAAUAGGAGUGGAAAUCCUUGGUGGGAUCGAACCAGAGCUUGAGCCUCUGUUCUCUGUUGCCUACUCCAUUGACAAACACAUUGGUCUGGACGAGGUAAGGUUCCCCUGUGGUGUUCCCCAGGAACUCGAAAUCGAACUCGUUGUGAUACGGACCGUCGGAUGA
Striga asiatica is the source of this 600-nucleotide messenger RNA. The record is from the annotation of a GenBank genome assembly. NCBI's taxonomy places the organism in Eukaryota, Viridiplantae, Streptophyta, Magnoliopsida, Lamiales, Orobanchaceae.